Messenger RNA from Symbiodinium natans, 3678 nucleotides. NCBI's taxonomy places the organism in Eukaryota, Dinophyceae, Suessiales, Symbiodiniaceae. The record is from the annotation of a GenBank genome assembly.
AUGGAUCGCGUGGCGAACGCUGCAAAGCGUGCAGGAAGUCAUGCGACGCACCAUUUGCAGAAGGCCGUCACAGCGGCGAAGGAGCAAGGCUACUUCGAGCCCAUCUGCACCCAGCGGCACCUCUCCGUCCGACACUACACCUUCGACAUUUUCCAGUAUUGCGGAGACAUCGUGCAUGUCCUGGCGCUGGUUCUUUGUCUGGCAGUUAUCCUGCGGGAGAGCGGCACCAGCGGCAUCUCCUUCAAGACACAUAUCCUUUAUUUCAUCGUUUUUACGGCGAGAUUCUCGAAUAUUUUCUUCUGCGAUCAGUCAAUCUACUUGGUGCUCUACAAGGUUCUUCUGUGGAGUGUGACAUUGAAGAUCGUCUUGCUGCUGUACAUCUUUGGAGCCAGUGUGGACGAGAAGGACACAGUUUCCUUGCCAGCUGCUUUGUUCAUCAUUAUCGUCAUGACGCUGGUCUUCGGUGUGUACUCGCUGGAAGAUCACGGGCUGUUCGUCGAGAUCCUCUGGAUCUUCUCAACAUAUCUGGAGAGCAUCUCAAUGCUUCCCCAGUACAUCUACUGCUACAGGGACGUUGAGAACAAGUGCCCCUUGGUCUCGUCCUACGUCUUCGCAAUGGGUGGAUACCAGAUGGUCUUUGGAGUGAGCUGGGGCCAUCACUUCAUCUUCCGACCCUAUGACUUGGACGUCAGCAGCAUGAUCUCGGGCUUCUUGGGUAUUGUCUUCUUUUGUGACUACUUGGCCUUUCGAGUGCUGGGCGUCUCCAUGCUCGUCCAAGUUUGUAUCUCCGUGGAUGAUACCAUCAAAGAGGCAGAGGAAGCUGCUUGGAGCCUCGUCGCAGGGCAGCCUUUGCAAGGCGAGUUUGCAGAGUUCGCCGAUUCGGUCACUCCAAAUGUCAUUGGCCAUCGAGAGGAGAUCGAGAUGGCCAUGGCUGCCCCAGUGGAGUACCACCGGAGUGUGAAAAUGAACAUCCGGCUCUGCAAGGCAUGCAGUGUGAGCUCGGAGCUGCGCAGAUUCCUCAUGAGUCUGCAGCCAGCCUCCUACUUGCGCAUCAACAAGUACACGUCUCCAGGCUUCAUCCAGUCCAAUCAAACUUGCUCCGACUGUGCGCCGGGCACGUACAUGAGCUACGCCAACGCCACAGUCAACCUCACCUUUUCCAUCGGCUGCCGCCCCUGCCUUGCGGGCUGGUAUAGCGGAGCCGCCGCAUCUGUCUGCACCGUGUGUCCUGCAGGGCGCUGGAGUUGGGCUUCUGCACCUAGUUGCACUGAGUGCGCGCCCGGCAGCUACAGUCUGGAGGGCAUGCGCGACUGCAUCACGUGCGCCCCAGGCUACUUUGCGGCCUCCUACGGCUUCUCGGAGUGCGUUGCAUGUGAUGCCGGCCGGUUCAGCGAGAGCUACCGAGGCUCCAGCAGCUGCACGAUGUGCCCCACCGGGCAAUGGAGCCAAUCUGGCUCGGUGCGCUGCGCUGCGUGCAUCAGUGGCAGCUACCUUGACGAGAACCAGACAUGUUCCGUGUGCCCAGCUGGGACUGCUAGCAUCCAGGGGGCGACCAACUGUACCUCCUGCCCUCCCGGGGCACGAAGUGAUGCGGGAGCCAAAGAGUGUGAGCCUUGUUCUCCGGGGCGCUUCGUCACGCAGCCGCACGAAGUGUGCCAGAACUGCCCCGGUGGGACUUUCAGCAGUCUGGGCUCCACAUCCUGCGACGUUUGCCCCUUUGGGCACAGCAGUCUCCCCGUGUCUGAGAGUUGCAUCCCCUGCCCUGCUGGGCGUUUCGUCCUGGACAUCGCAGCACCCUGCGCUGCCUGUGCACCAGGGAGGUUCAGCGCUGGCAGGACUGACAGCUGCACUCCCUGCGCCGCGGGCGAAUACAGCGACGAAGCAGCCGGUCGAUGCGCACGGUGCCCUGCUGGCACCGCGAGCAGCACAUCCUCUGGAUCUUGCUCGCAGUGCCCGGCGGGCACGGCGAGUGAAGAAGGAAGCCCCACCUGCAACUCCUGUGCUCCGGGUUCCAUCAGUCAGGCAGGUGCGGAGAAGUGCACGCCCUGCACCGCAGGCAGCUAUGCACUUUUCGCCGACGAGCCGUGUGUGACCUGCGCAGCCGGGACGAGCAGUGCACGAGGUGCCGCUGAGUGCACACCAUGCCAAGCUGGCUAUGUGAGCUCCGCCGGCGCCCCUGAGUGCUUGCCAUGUCAACCAGGCACCUUCACUACAGACCUGCAGCAUUGCCGCACAUGUCCGGCGGGAACCUGGAGCAGCAUUGCAGCUAGCAGCUGCGAGGCGUGUCCACCUGGAAGUCGCUCUGAUGCUGGAUGGGGAGCAUGUCAGAUCUGCCCCCCGGGCACUCACAUGCAGCGGCCGGAUGAGCAAUGUCAGACCUGUCCUGCCGGCACCUACAGCCAUGCCGGGGCUAUUGUGUGCGACAUCUGUGAAGCUGGGACGUUUAGCAGCGCAGCCUCAAACAGCUGUACUACCUGCCCUGCUGGCAGAUACAGCAACGACACUGCUCCCGAGUGCACCGACUGCUCCCGCGGCCGAUUUAGCCCAGAGCGGGCUGAUGGUUGCGCACCCUGCCCCGCGGGGACGAUCAGUGCAGACGCUUCGGGGUCCUGCUCUCGCUGCCCCGAUGGCACCUUCAGCGGCAUCGGGGCCUCCGUUUGCAACGACUGCCCCGCGGGCACCUUCAUCCUCAGCCCAGACCAGACCUGCUCAACGUGCGCACCAGGUAGAUAUAGCAGCACCGCAUCCACCGGCUGCCAUUCCUGCAUCCCUGGGACAUUUACCCCCGAUGCAGCUUUGAGCUGCGGGUCCUGUCCGGCUGGCACUUGGAGCGGUAUGGAAGCUACGACCUGCACCAGAUGCCUACCGGGCGAAUACAGCGACGAGGGGGCAGCGCUUUGCCUCCCGUGUCCUGCAGGGACCUACAUCGAAGAGCCGAACGAAACGUGCAUGGACUGCCCGGCAGGCACGUGGAGCUCAAGCUCCUCGGUGGCCUGCAGCGAUUGCCUGCCUGGGCGUUUCCGCAAUAGCAGCGGCUUAGGCUGUGAGAGCUGUCCUCCAGGCACACAGAGCGGUGUGGCCGCGGACGUUUGCGAGUUGUGCUCUGCGGGCAGGUACAGCCGAAGCUCAUCUUCCACCUGCGAUCUUUGCCCAGCCGGCUUUGCUAGCGAACCCGGCUCGGGCGCCUGCGAUGUGUGCCCGCCAGGCAAGUUUAGUUUGGCUGAGUCACCCAGCUGCAGCAUAUGCCCUGCUGGGACGAAGAGCAUGGGCGAAGCAGGGAUGUGCACGGCCUGCCCACUGGGGAAGGUGAGCCCUGCCAAUGCCGGCCGUUGCCGGCUUUGCCCUGCCGGGCGCUUUGCGCCAUCGCCGGAUGGGGACUGCAUGGAGUGCCCAGCUGGCACAUGGAGCAUCGCCCGCUCGGCACAGUGCACGGACUGUCCAGAGGGCCGCUGGAGCCAUCCUGGCUCGCGGGACUGCGCGGCGUGCCCUCCGGGAACAUACAUCCUCGAGGGCAACGCGACCUGCCAGCCUUGCCCGCAUCGCUACUGGAGCUUCGAGUCCUCGGCUGAAUGUGAGCCGCUGGGCUCGGGCGCCUGGAGUACGUUGCGUGUGCAGCACCUGUACGACGAGAACCUCAGGCGGCUGAGUGGGCGCAGCCUCUUGAAUAUCCUCCUGUGA